Molecule: messenger RNA, 4387 nt
Organism: Fragaria vesca subsp. vesca
Lineage: Eukaryota; Viridiplantae; Streptophyta; Magnoliopsida; Rosales; Rosaceae
Exons: 6
Coding region: 35-4387 (1450 amino acids)
Biological process (GO): protein phosphorylation; cell surface receptor signaling pathway
Cellular component (GO): plasma membrane
Molecular function (GO): protein serine/threonine kinase activity; calcium ion binding; polysaccharide binding
Source: RefSeq, a predicted model, not a curated record
AACUCCUAGCUCGUUCCAACAACGAAUCUAUCAUAUGAGCAGAGACAAAGUAGUUUUGCUGCCGCAAUUGGUGCUGGUUGCAAUAGAGGUGCUACUAGUAUCAUCCCAAACAGUGGCUAGAGAGGGUUGCCAAGACCAAUGUGGCAGUGUUAGCAUUCCCUAUCCGUUCGGAACAAAAGGGGGUUGUUACUAUAAUGAUGAUUUCCUCAUUACUUGUGAUGACACUCAUUAUGACCCUCCAAAGCCAUUUCUUCGAGUGAGUGACAUUGAGGUCACAAACAUAUCCAUUGAUGGGAAGCUCUACAUUACUCAAAAGAAAGCCAUGGCUUGUUUUUACGAAUCAAGUAAGCCGUCGGAAUACAACUUCAGCCCUUACCUCUCUUUGAAGAAAUUCUACAUCUCUGACACGGACAACAAAUUCAUAGGCGUUGGUUGCGCCACCUAUGCCGAAAUUCAGGGUUUCAAUCGUGGUAGAUAUCAGUACACAGGUGGGUGCAUUUCAAAAUGUGAAAGCAUGGACUUUGUUUCCAAUUACUCAUGCUCUGGUAUAGGCUGUUGCCAAACACCUAUUGCUAAAGGCAUGACUUACUUUGACAUAAGUGUAACUAGCUACAAGAAUCAAACCGAAGUGUGGGACUUCAAUUCCUGUAGCUAUGCUUUCCUUGUCCAAGAGGGUAAGUUCAACUUCACCUCCGACAUGUUGAGAGAUUUAUGGAAUACCUCUCGGUUUCCGGUGGUUCUCGAUUGGUCAAUUGGAAAUGAAAAUUGCAGCAUGAUCCAGAAAAAUGAAUGUAAGGUGAACAGCAAGUGUGUGGAUGUCCAGAAUGGGCUCGGCUACCGCUGCAAGUGCAACGAAGGUUACGAAGGAAAUCCAUACCUAAAUGGCUGCACUGACAUUAAUGAAUGCGAGAAUCCGGUGAUUGCCAAGAACUGCAAACAAAGAUGCAUAAAUAAAGAGGGGAACUAUACUUGUGCUUGCCACAAAGGGUACCACAACAAUGGCACAGAAGACUCGGUAGAUUGUGUCGCUGACCAAACAUUUGUUGUUCAAAUUACACUUGGACUCGGUGUUGGCCUCAUAGCCUUGUUAAUAGGCAGCUCCUGGUUGUACUUAGUCUACAAAAGAUGGAAGCUCAUGAAGCUGAAGGAAAAGUUCUUCAUCCAAAAUGGAGGAUUGAUGUUGAAGCAACAGCUUUCGGAACGACAAGGUGGAGACCAAAGGGCCAAAAUCUUCACCGAAGUCCAGCUUAAGAAGGCUACCAACCAUUUCAGUGAAGCCAGAAUCGUUGGCAAAGGAGGUUUUGGUACAGUUUACAAAGGGAUCAUAGUAGAUGAAAAAGGAAAGGAAACAGUGGUUGCAAUCAAGAAGUCCAAACUUGUGGAUCGAAGCCAAAUACAGCAAUUCAUAAAUGAAGUACUCGUGCUCUCCCAAAUCAACCAUAGAAAUGUGGUGAAGCUCUUGGGUUGUUGUUUCGAGACAGAAGUCCCACUACUAGUUUAUGAGUUUGUCAACAAUGGUACACUAUUCGACUACAUCCACAACAAAAGCAAGGCAUGCAACUUUGCUUGGGAAAGUCGUUUAAGGAUAGCUGCAGAAACUGCUGGAGUUCUAUCACACUUGCACUCUGAGGCUUCUAUUCCUAUUAUUCACAGAGAUGUCAAGUCCACAAACAUACUCCUGGAUGAUAAUCUUACAGCAAAAGUGUCUGAUUUCGGUGCCUCGAGAUUGGUUCCCUCAGAUCAAGCUCAGCUAUCUACAAUGGUGCAAGGAACAGUAGGGUAUUUAGACCCUGAGUACUUGCAAACAAGCCAGCUGACUGACAAGAGUGAUGUUUAUAGCUUUGGGGUUGUUCUUGUGGAACUACUAACAGGAAAGAAGGCGCUUUCAUUCGACAAGCCAGAGGAGGAGAGAAAUCUAGCAAUGUAUUUUCUCUCUGCGCUGAAACAUGAUCGCUUGGUGCAAGUUAUUGAUGGUUGUAUUCUGAAUGAAGCAAAUAUUGAGCAGCUGAAGGAAGUUUCUGUCCUUGCAAAGAGGUGUUUGAGAGUAAAAGGAGAAGAAAGACCAACCAUGAAGGAAGUGGCAAUGGAGCUCGAGGGACUAAGAAGGAUGGUGAUGCAUCACCCAUGGGUUAACAAUGAUGAAACUGAUGUACAGGAGAUUGAGCACUUGCUUGGUGAAAUAGCAAUGGAAACUUUUAGUCAUGGAGAGGUAGCUGAUCAAUAUGUGAAGCCUGGUUGCCAAGCUACAUGUGGAAAUGUUAGCAUACCAUACCCUUUCGGUACCACAGAGGCUUGUUGCCAUGAUCAAGAGUUCCUUGUAAUUUGCAACACCACAGAUGAUCCACCGAAACUAUAUCUGACCGGAGGCACAGUUGAGGUCACAAACAUUUCUGUUGAUGGCAAGGUGGGUAUCAUGCAAUUCAUAGCUCAUGAUUGCUAUGAAUCAUCUGGUUCACCUACAGAGUACAAUUCUCCCUGGCUCCACCUCUCCAAAUUCAUCAUCUCCCACACCGAUAACUUGUUCAUUGCAGUUGGAUGUGACACUUAUGCUGAAAUCCGAGGCUACCAGGGUAACAUCAAGAAGUACACAGGUGGCUGCAUAUCAACAUGUGACAGCACUGUCUAUGUCACCAAUGGUUCUUGUUCCGGUAUAGGGUGUUGCCAGACAUCAAUUGCUAAAGGAGUGAGCUACUUUGAUGUGUUUGUGGACAGUUAUCUGAAUCAUACAGAUGUUUGGUCUUUCAAUCCAUGCAGCUACGCCUUUAUUGUGGAAGAAAGCAAGUUCAACUUCUCCUUAGCUAUGCUCAUGGAUUUAAAGGAUGUAACAGUACUUCCUGUUGUGCUUGAUUGGUCAAUUGGAAACCAGACUUGCGAGGAAGUACUUGAAGGCAGCGCCUGUCAAGAGAACAGCAGAUGUGAUAAUGUCGAAAAUGGAUCUGGCUACCAAUGCAAAUGCAAGGAUGGUUAUCAAGGGAAUCCAUACCUCUCUAAUGGUUGUCAAGAUAUUGAUGAGUGUGAAAAUCCAGAACUAAAUAACUGUGUUCAAAGAUGUGAAAACACAGAGGGAAGUUAUAACUGUCUUUGCCGCAAAGGGUACCAUGGCAAUGGUAUAGAAGGGGAAGAAGGUUGCAUAGCUAACAGAACAUUGGUUGUUCAAAUCACUGUUGGACUUGCUAUCGGCCUCAUAUCGUUGCUUAUAUGUAGCUCUUGGUUGUAUCUGGGCUACAGAAGAUGGAAGAUGAUGAAGCUGAAGGAGAGAUUCUUCAGGCAAAAUGGAGGAUUACUGUUACAGCAACAACUUUCGGUUCGACAAGGUGGUGCCACUACCACUAACCAAACUGCGAAAAUCUUUAGCGCAGAAGAACUUGAGAAUGCCACCAACAACUACCAUGAGACUAGAAUUGUUGGUAAAGGAGGCUACGGUACAGUGUACAAAGGAAUUUUAUCAGAUGAAACAGUAGUGGCAAUCAAGAAAUCCAAAGUAGUUGAUCAAAGCCAAAUAGAGCAAUUCAUAAAUGAAGUGCUGGUGCUUUCCCAAAUCAAUCACAGGAAUGUGGUGAAGCUUUUGGGUUGUUGUUUCGAGACAGAAGUGCCACUACUAGUGUAUGAGUUUGUCACCAAUGGUACGCUAUUCGACUACAUCCACAACAAAAGCAAGGCAUGCAUCUUUGCUUGGGAAACUCGUUUAAGAAUAGCUGCAGAAGCUGCUGGAGUGCUAUCAUACUUGCACUCUGCAGCUUCUGUUCCUAUUAUCCAUAGAGAUGUCAAGUCCACAAACAUACUUCUAGAUGAAACACUUACAGCAAAAGUGUCUGAUUUUGGUGCCUCCAGAUUGGUGCCAUUGGAUCAAGCAGAGCUAUCGACAAUGGUACAAGGCACGCUCGGGUACUUAGACCCCGAGUACUUGCAAACAAGCCAGUUGACUGACAAGAGCGAUGUUUAUAGCUUUGGGGUUGUCCUUGUGGAGCUACUAACAGGAAAGAAGGCGCUUUCGUUCGACAAGCCAGAGGAGGAGAGAAAUCUAGCCAUGUGUUUUCUCUCUGCGCUGAAAGAAGAUCGCUUGGUACAAGUCGUUGAUGAGAGUGUUCUGAACGGGGCAAAUGAUGAGCAGCUCAAGGAAGUUUCCAACCUCGCAAAGAUGUGUUUGAGAGUAAAAGGAGAAGAAAGACCAACCAUGAUGGAAGUAGCAAGCGAGCUUGAGGGACUGAGAAGGAUGGUAAUGCACCAUCCAUGGGUUAAUGAUGAUCAAUACAAUGCAGAGGAGAAUGAAAACUUGCUUGGUGAAAUAUCACUGCAAACGUUUAGCCAUGGAGGUGGUGGCGAUACGAGUUCUGGGUAUGAUACCAUGAAGAACCACAUCAUAUUACCAGUAAAUGAUGGGAGAUGA